This is a messenger RNA of Habropoda laboriosa, 1068 nucleotides long. It is a transcript of the gene RagC-D, whose product is annotated as ras-related GTP-binding protein C. The record is from RefSeq and is a predicted model, not a curated record. Gene Ontology annotation, molecular function: GTP binding; GTPase activity. Gene Ontology annotation, cellular component: lysosome; nucleus; Gtr1-Gtr2 GTPase complex. The transcript is spliced from 6 exons. NCBI's taxonomy places the organism in Eukaryota, Metazoa, Arthropoda, Insecta, Hymenoptera, Apidae. Gene Ontology annotation, biological process: positive regulation of TOR signaling; cellular response to amino acid stimulus; regulation of autophagy. The annotation marks the transcript as partial.
AUGCGGCAAAGAAAAUGGCGAGAGCAUCGAAGUGGAAAAUCAUCAAUACAAAAAGUAGUUUUUCAUAAAAUGUCACCAAAUGAAACGUUGUUUUUGGAAAGCACAAAUAAGAUUAUUAAAGAUGAUAUAAGUAACUCCAGUUUUGUUCAGUUUCAAAUUUGGGACUUUCCAGGACAAAUAGAUUUUUUUGAUCCUACUUUUGAUAGCGAUAUGAUAUUUGGUGGUUGUGGAGCAUUAGUUUUUGUUAUUGAUGCUCAAGAUGAUUAUAUGGAUGCUCUUAAUAAACUUCAUAUGACAGUUACAAAAGCAUAUAAGGUUAAUCAAGCAAUAAAGUUUGAAGUGUUUAUACAUAAAGUUGAUGGUUUGUCUGAUGAUUGUAAAAUGGAAACACAAAGAGAUAUACACACAAGAGCAAAUGAUGAUCUUGCAGAUUCUAGAUGUGACCAAAUACACCUAAGUUUCCAUUUGACAUCUAUAUAUGAUCAUAGUAUAUUUGAAGCAUUUAGUAAAGUUGUACAAAAAUUGAUACCGCAGUUACCAACUCUAGAAAAUUUACUUAACAUACUCAUAUCAAAUUCUGCAAUUGAAAAAGCAUUUUUAUUUGACGUAGUAUCUAAAAUUUAUAUUGCAACUGACAGUUCUCCUGUAGACAUGCAAAGCUAUGAACUUUGUUGUGAUAUGAUUGAUGUUGUUAUUGAUGUAUCUUGUAUAUAUGGUUUGAGGGAGGAUCUGGAGGUUGCAGCAUUUGAUAAUCAAAGUUCUAGUUUAAUUAAACUAAAUAAUGGAACAAUUUUAUAUUUACGAGAAGUUAAUAAAUUUUUGGCUUUAGUCUGUAUUUUACGUGAAGAUAAUUUUGAUAGACAAGGUGUAAUUGAUUAUAACUUUCUUUGCUUUCGUAAAGCGAUACAACAGGUCUUUGAAUUGCGUAAUAAAGCUUUAACUACUACAAAUAUAAACAAUCAUUCAACAACACCCGUUAAUUUGAAUGAGAGUUCAAAUGUUCCUACAGUAUCACAAAGUGGAACAAUGGGACAAAAUGGUACUGUUGUAAUUGCACAGAGCAGAAUU